Molecule: messenger RNA, 2792 nt
Organism: Sorex araneus (European shrew)
Lineage: Eukaryota; Metazoa; Chordata; Mammalia; Eulipotyphla; Soricidae
Gene: CNTFR
Product: ciliary neurotrophic factor receptor
Exons: 10
Coding region: 294-1415 (373 amino acids)
Biological process (GO): cytokine-mediated signaling pathway
Cellular component (GO): CNTFR-CLCF1 complex; membrane; external side of plasma membrane
Molecular function (GO): ciliary neurotrophic factor receptor activity; cytokine binding
Source: RefSeq, a predicted model, not a curated record
GAGCGCCGAGGAGCCGGUGCAGAGCGGGCGGCGGCGGCGGCGGCGGCUCCAGCCUGCGCGGCGCGGGGCUCGGCGGCGGGGCGAUCCGGCAGCGGUGGGAGCUCCGCGCUCCGGGGCUCGCUCCCCGCCGCGGACAGCCGAAGGGCGCAGCGCGGAGCCCCGGCGGCCCGAGGGCGCGAGUCCAGCCUUGUCUCAUCAUCUGGCACCCUUGGUUUUGGAAGUUGCGGGCAGAGUCUGGUGCGGAGGAGUCCGGUGGACGUUGAUGUGCUCUGUGCGCGGCCGGAGGUGAAGAGAUGGCCGCUCCGGUGCCCUGGGCCUGCUGUGCCGUGCUGGCCGCCGCCGCCGCUGUGGUCUACGCGCAGAGACACAGUCCACAGGAGGCCCCCCACGUGCAGUAUGAGCGCCUGGGCUCUGAUGUGACGCUGCCAUGCGGGACAGCGAGCUGGGACGCUGCUGUGACCUGGCGGGUGAACGGGACGGACCUGGCGGCUGACCUGCUCAACGGCUCCCAGCUGGUGCUCCGGGGCCUGGAGCUGGGCCACAGCGGCCUCUACGACUGCUUCCACCGGGACUCCUGGCACCAGCGGCACCAGGUGGUGCUGCACGUGGGCCUGCCCCCGCGGGAGCCGGUGCUCAGCUGCCGCUCCAACACUUACCCUAAGGGCUUCUACUGCAGCUGGCACCUGCCGGCGCCCACCUACAUCCCCAACGCCUUCAACGUGACAGUGCUGCACGGCUCCAAGCUCAUGGCCUGUGAGAAGGACCCGGCCCUCAAGAACCGCUGCCACAUCCGCUACGUGCACCUGUUUUCCACCAUCAAAUACAAGGUCUCGGUCAGCGUCGGCAAUGCCCUGGGCCACAACGCCACGGCCAUCACCUUUGACGAGUUCACCAUCGUGAAGCCCGAUCCUCCAGAAAAUGUAGUGGCUCGGCCGGUGCCCAGCAACCCUCGCCGGCUGGAGGUGACAUGGCAGAACCCCUCGACCUGGCCCGACCCUGAGUCCUUCCCGCUCAAGUUUUUCCUGCGCUACCGACCCCUCAUCUUGGACCAGUGGCAGCACGUGGAGCUGUCGGACGGCACGGCGCACACCAUCACAGACGCCUACGCCGGCAAGGAGUACAUCAUCCAGGUGGCCGCCAAGGACAAUGAGAUCGGCACGUGGAGCGACUGGAGCGUGGCCGCGCACGCCACGCCCUGGACCGAGGAGCCCCGACACCUCACCACAGAGGCCCAGGCCCCCGAGACCACGACCAGCACCAGCAGCUCACUGACACCCCCACCCACCACGAAGAUCUGUGACCCUGGGGAGCUGGGCAGCGGAGGCGGCCCCUCGGCACCCGUGGGCAUGAGCGUCCCUGUCACUCUGGCUCUGGCCACCGCCGCUGCCACCGCCGCCAGCAGUCUCCUGAUCUGAAUUCGUCACAGUCUCUGUGGAGUGUGAGAGACCCGAGCCUCCAAGAGCUGUGGCUGCUCAGAAGAUGAGGAGGAGGAGGAAGACGCCCCGGAAACCAUGCAUUGCCGACCAACAACACUGCGCAGCUAGGGCUGAGGUGGGUCCCAGCUCCUCUCACGGCCCCUCCCCAGCGUGUGCCCUCCUGCAAGCCGCUCCCUUCUGUGUCUCUUGCACUACACCUGCUGGAAGCAGUGCCUUCUGGAGAAGGUUCUCUGCUCAUGUCUCCUCUCUCUCUGCAGAGGUUUUGAGAUGUGGAUUGUAUUAGCACCCUUUGGUUGUUUUAGCGCCCAUUCCUACCAGUUCCAUGAUGGGUCUUAAAUCUACACGCAGGGGGCUGGAGCAAUAGCACAAUGGGUAGGGCGUUUGCCUUGCAUGCGGCCAAUCCGGGUUCGAUUCCCAGCAUGCAUAUGGUCCCCUGAACACUGCCAGGGGUAAUUUCUGAGUGCAGAGCCAGGAGUAACCCUUGUGCAUCGCCAAGUGUGAUCCAAAAAGAAAAAUAAAUCUAUACACAGGUUAGGAAAUGUCUCAAGCAUCAAGCAUUGAGGGACUUAAUAAACAAUAGUUGUUCUGGGAGGAGAAGAAAAUGUUUCCAGGGAGAGUAGAUUAAGAAAGACACUUUUCAAAGAGAUCAACAGCAGCACUGAGGUGCUGCCAAGAAUCAACUGAAGUAGGGCUACAAAGUAUUCACUGGAUGUAGGGAGGAGGGAAAAGUGACCUUGAGGAGCCAGCAUGGGGAGCGCGGCUGAGCAGAGGAGACCUGGCAGCUGCUGGGUGAAGGGAGCUGGGGAAGGAGGAGACAGCUGGCGGGUGGCAGGCAUGGUGUGUGAUGGGAAGUCCGAGUGUACCCACAGCAGAGCUGUUCUGUGCCUCACCUACCCUCAUCACGUGCCUGCAGGCAUGUGCUCUAGUUUCUCUCCACACAAGGCCUCUCUGGGUAAAGAUCACGGUGCACCUCUCCUGUUCCUGGAAGAACCAUAAUAAAAAUAACCAUCCAGGGGGCCUGUGAGAUAGCACAGUGGGUAGAGCACUUACAUGCACAUGGCUGACCCAGGUUUGAUCUCUGGCAUUCCAUAUAGUUCCCUGCACUACCAGGAGAGAACCCUGAACACAGAGCCAGGAGUAAAUCCUAAGCACAGUCAGGUGUGGCCCCCAAACAAACAAACAAACAAACAAAAAACACCACUACUACCAACAAAAUCGCCAUCCAUAUGUGGUUCUGGGGUCCCCCUACCUGCUGUACUAUCUUUCUGCCCACCCCCUCAGCCCCAGUAUUUAAAUAUGUUCAUGGAAGGAACAUCUCAUACGUUUUCAGAAAUUAAAACAUUUUCUCUGACUCCA